AUGGACGUUGUGCAGGACUGGGCAGCAUACUUCCUCAAUCAAAAUCCUCAGGCGUACGCGACGUACACGCCCUACCUCUGGCAGUUCUACAACGCCCUCAACACCGUCAAAUCAUGGAUCCUCCCUAUCAUCGACCAAAUCUCACACAAACCCGACUUGGCUACUAUCGCUCUACUCCUGGUCAUCGUGCUAGUUUCUCUAAAGAUUCUCGACAUGCUGUGGCAAACGGUAAUCUUCUGGUUCAAGCUAGCAAAGCAGAUACUGUUCUGGGGUGGACUAGCAGGACUGGGCCUCUGGUUGUGGAGUAGAGGACCGGAGGGUAUGAUGCAAGAUGUGCAGUAUUGGCAAGGGGCAUGGAGCUCAGAGUAUGGGUAUUGGAAAGAACAGGAGAAGAUAGCAAGGUUGUCAAGGCAGGGUGUGAAUUAUGGUGCUCCACCGCAGCCCGUACAGCGUGGAUGGUUUGGACGAUGA
This is a messenger RNA of Recurvomyces mirabilis, 471 nucleotides long. RefSeq lists its product as uncharacterized. Bases 1 to 471 code for a protein of 156 amino acids. The transcript has 2 exons. The record is from RefSeq and is a predicted model, not a curated record. Lineage: Eukaryota; Fungi; Ascomycota; Dothideomycetes; Mycosphaerellales; Teratosphaeriaceae.